Neurospora tetrasperma FGSC 2508 is the source of this 703-nucleotide messenger RNA. RefSeq lists its product as uncharacterized. NCBI's taxonomy places the organism in Eukaryota, Fungi, Ascomycota, Sordariomycetes, Sordariales, Sordariaceae. The transcript has a single exon. Bases 4 to 336 code for a protein of 110 amino acids. The record is from RefSeq and is a predicted model, not a curated record.
AAAAUGUGCUACUUCGAACAAACCCUCUGGUCCUGCGGCUACUGGAAGUGGGGAAACUUCCGCCAGCAGUGCAACAAGGAGUACCGCACGGGCGAGACGUGCGGACUCAAGCUCGUCUACGAAACCAACUUUAUUCCUUCUCCUUGCAAAAUUUGCGAGCAAAUCACCAAGAAGGAUCGAAGACUACGCAAGAUGGCAGAGGAUAUUGAACGCUGGACACGCGAGGGAAAUCGCAGAGCCACCAUAGAGAAGACGCAGGCGGAUAUGUUGGGGGUGCGGGGGCAGAUUCAAGAGCUGUGGAGGGGGCACGAGGAGAAGCAGAGGAGUAUCUGUUGAGGUGUGGCGGUGCAAGUAUGACAUUUUCUUUCUGGUUGUUUUGUCAAGGCUUCCUUGGUGUUCUCGCACCUUUUCCUAAUAUUUUUUUCUGGUUGGUUAGAAAAUGGAGGAUGGACGGGUGGUGAUAUGAACGCAGCUGCUGCUGGUGGUGGUGGUGGUGGAUGGGGAGAUGAGGCAUGCGGUAGCGGUGGUUAGGUAGGUGGCCGUUAGGAUGCCACAAUGAUGAAAUGACUUGCACGGGUAAUGGUUUGAUGAAACACAAGGAAGAAAAAUUGGGAUAUAUGAAUGUAUGAAACAAAAAAGAGAAAGGCGAUAAGAAAGAAAGAAGGGGGGCCAAAGAGAAAAGCACACAGAGAAUGAUUGGUCC